AUGCCGACAAAUGACAUUUUAGCACAAAUGCCCUUUAUUGAUGGUUUUAGUGAUGGUCCGACCUUAAAUGGUAUGUUGAGGGCAAUGAUGAUAGAAAAUCGCCAAACACCCGGUACUAGUAGUAGUCGUCCAGACAGAACGAGUAAUGCUAGAGGUCCUAGUGAUGCUAGAAGAACUAGUGAUGAUAGAGGGACCAAUGAUGCUAGUGGUCCUAGUGAUGUUAGAGGGACCAAUGAUACUGGAUUUGGCGAUCCAUUUUCUUUUUCGACAAGUUACAGUAAAAUCAAUGAGAAAAUGUUUACAAGAGAAGACAUCGAGGAUCACAGUCAUUAUAUAUCUAUGGGUGGCACACCAGUCAAGGAGUUACAUCUAGGAAAUUUUUUUAGAGACAAAGAGCAUUUAAAGAUAGUUUUGGGCUUGUAUGCAAUGAAGAAAUGGUUCGACUACUUUGUUAGUAAGUCCGGUACUACUGUUUGGUACGUUACAUGUAAGGAUACCGAUUGUGAGAGGAGAUUAAGAGAGAAGAAGAACAUACUUUCUAACAUAUUUGAGGAUAAAUUCGCAACUGACGACUCAGAUCAUUUGACCUAUGAUAUAAGGAAAGAUAUGUACACAGAUUUUGAGAUCCAAAUGAGUUAUGAAAAGGCUUGGAAGUGUCUAGAGAAGGCACUACGCCUAGUUCGGGGUACACUUGAAGAUUCAUACUCAAAAUUAUCUGGUUACUUGCACAUACUAAAGUUAAGAAAUCCAGGUACCAUCACGAAUUUUGUGGUAGAGGAUGGUCGCUUCAAGUAUUGUUUCUUCUUGCUGGGUCCUUAUAGAUGCGGGUUUAGAUUUUUUCGACCUAUUGUAUGUGUUGAUGGGUCUUUCUUGAAGACUAGGUAUGGUGGGCAAAUAUUGUGUGCAGUGGCACUGGAUGCAGUCAACCAUAUUUUUCAAAUAGCUUUCGCUUUAGUUGAUAGCAAAAACCACAACACUUGGACCUAUUUUAUGAUAAAAUUGAAAGAUGCAAUUGAUGAUGUUGAGAACUUAGCCUUCAUGUCAGAUAGGCAUCAAAGCAUUGUUCAUGCUUUAGAGCUCGUGUUCCCUAAUGCACACCAUGAGUUUCACAGAGAAUUUGAGAAGAUUCAGGCGAUGACUGUUGCAGUUGCAUUAUAUCUUGAGGAAAUUGGAUUUGAGAAAUGGGUUUGGUCGAACUUUCUAAGGAUAGGCUACAAUGUAAUGACGAGUAACUGGGCUGUGAGCUUUAACAACACAACUAAGGACGCAAGAGGCUUUUCGAUCAUUGCUUAUGUAGCAUUCUUGAGGUCCAAAGUCUAA
Cannabis sativa is the source of this 1320-nucleotide messenger RNA. RefSeq lists its product as uncharacterized. The record is from RefSeq and is a predicted model, not a curated record. The coding region runs from base 1 to 1320 and encodes 439 amino acids. The transcript has 4 exons. Lineage: Eukaryota; Viridiplantae; Streptophyta; Magnoliopsida; Rosales; Cannabaceae.